CGCCAGCCGUAGCGAAGGCCCAUCCACAUAACUUAGAAAUCCAGCGGGGAGCUGUGGGAAGCCGGAGUUAGCCCUCCCUACUAUCUCAGCAUCCUUCCCAGCAGUAGGGGGAAAAAGGAGAAGCCAAACAGGCAAAAGUUUUUCUCUGACUCGCGAAAAGAGGAGUCGACAUGGAUGAGAAGGAGCUGUUUGUGAGCAUAAACGAAAAGACAUUCUCCACACGGUAGAAGGAUGAUAACUUAGCUAGCACUUAGUGUUGUUUUGUAUGAGAGGACAGGAAAACCACGACUGUGGGAAAGUUUCAAGCAGGGACUGGCUAUGGCGCGAGAGGGCGAAGAGCCCGGGACGGCCAGAGCUCCACAAGCCGCAAGGCAGAGAAAGAAGAAACCAAAGGAGAACAAAACCAGGACAGUCCACGCCAACAUACUGUAUGACAACGCCAAAGGGUCGGAAAACCCGAACCGGAACUAUGCAAACAACAAGAUUAAGACGACCAAAUACACUGUGCUGUCUUUCCUGCCAAAGAAUCUGUUCGAACAGUUCCACAGAUUUGCUAAUGUCUACUUUGUUUUCAUCGCUUUGCUGAAUUUCGUUCCAGUUGUCAGUGCCUUUCAGCCAGAACUAGCUCUGGCUCCUGUAGUUUUCAUCUUGUCUGUCACUGCCAUCAAAGACUUAUGGGAGGACUACAGAAGACACAGGUCGGACCGAGAAAUCAAUCACAUGGAUUGUCUGGCGUACAGCAGAGCGGACAGACGAUACGUGGAGAGGUACUGGAAGGAGGUUCGGGUGGGAGACUUCAUCAGGCUGCGAUGUAACGAGAUCCUCCCCGCCGAUGUUCUGCUGCUGAGCUCCAGUGACCCCGACCGCCUGUGCCACAUUGAGACCGCCACACUGGACGGGGAGACCAACCUCAAGCAGAGGCAGGUCGUCCGCAGCUUCCUUGACCUGGAUUGUGAUUUUGACCCCUUAAAGUACAACGGCAUGAUUGAAUGUGAGAAACCCAACAACGACCUGAACAGAUUCCGAGGCUACAUAGUCCAUCGAAGUGGCCGAAGAGAUGCACUUUACAAAGAGAACCUGCUGCUGAGAGGCUGCACUAUCCGCAACACCGAAGAGGCUGUGGGAAUAGUCAUUUACGCAGGUCACGAGACCAAAGCCAUGCUUAACAACAACGGCCCGCGCUACAAGCGCAGUAAACUGGAGAGACAGAUGAAUGUAGAUGUGUUCUGGUGUGUCAUCAUCCUGCUGGUCAUGUGCCUGUUUACUGCUGUUGGUCAUGGGCUGUGGAUGUUUCAGUACGGAGAUAAGAGACCUGUGUUUGACGUUCUUAGUCCAGAGGGGACAGACUUAUCACCCAUCAUGUCAGCCAUUUAUCUCUUCCUUACCAUGAUCAUCGUCUUUCAGGUGCUGAUCCCUAUCUCCCUUUUUGUGUCGAUUGAAAUUGUCAAGAUCUGCCAAGUGUACUUCAUCCAUCAGGACAUGGAUCUGUACGACGAGGAGACGGACUCUCACCUGCAGUGCAGGGCUCUAAAUAUCACCGAGGAUCUCGGCCAGAUGCAAUACAUCUUCUCUGACAAGACGGGCACGUUGACGGAGAACAAGAUGGUGUUUCGCCGCUGCACUGUGGCAGGGGUAGAGUACUCCCAUGAUGCCAAUGCUAGAAGACUGGCUAUGUACCAGGAGAUGGAUUCUGAGGAGGAAGACUGUACGUCUCACGGUGGCACCCUGCCCAGGCGGGACAGUAUGACCAGCCACCAGAGCGCCCGGGUGGUGCUGCGCACCCAGAGCACCAAGUCCCACCGCAGGACGGGGAGCAGGGCGGAGGCCAAGCGAGCCAGCAUCCUGUCUAAGCACACAGCUUUCAGCAGCCCCAUGGAGAAAGAUAUCACCCCUGACCCUCAGCUUCUAGACAAAGUCAAUGAAUGCAGCAGUCAGAUGGACUUCAUGCGCUUCCACAGCCAGCCCAUGUCCCAGCUGCCCUCUGAACUCGCUGACAUCAUUGAUUUCUUCAUCGCUCUCACCAUCUGCAACACGGUGGUGGUGUCUUCUCCCAACCAGCCCAGGCAAAAGGUCCGGAUGAGGUUUGAGCUGAAGUCCCCAGUUAAGACUAUCGAGGACUUCAUUAAGCGCUUCACCCCAAGCCGACUGACCUCAGGCUCCAACAGUAGCAGCUCCUCCAGCCUCAUCACCAACCGCUCCUCCAACAAGGGCUGCUCCAGCUUGCUGUCCUCCCCCUCUGCAGAAAGCACGCUCACCAAACUGGACGAGGAGCAGCCUCCCCAAGGCCCCGAGCAUUCCUUCGGCCCCGUCCCACCCUGCUACAACGGGAAGGCGUGGAACCCGGACGACGGAGAACUGCGCUACGAGGCGGAGUCGCCUGAUGAGGCUGCGCUGGUCUAUGCCGCCAGGGCCUACAAGUGCUCCCUCGUCGGACGCCUCCCAGACCAGGUGACCGUGGAACUGCCACACCUGGGGAAGUUGAGCUUUGAGCUGCUGCACACACUGGGCUUCGACUCCACCAGGAAACGCAUGUCCGUGGUGGUGAGACACCCUCUGACGGAUCAGAUCACGGUCUACACUAAAGGAGCAGACUCUGCCAUCAUGGACCUCAUCAAACCCCCCGACACAGGAAGCUCCAAAGGGAAACGCCAGAAAAAGAUUGUCAGCCGGACCCAAAACUACCUGAACCUGUAUGCUGCAGAUGGCCUUCGCACAUUGUGCAUUGCAAAAAAGAUUCUGAGCAAGGAGCAGUAUGCCUGCUGGCUGCAGCACCACCUGCAGGCUGAGACCGCCAUCCAGGGAAGAGAGGAGCUCCUCUUUGACUCUGCCCUGCGACUGGAGACAAACCUCCAGCUUCUGGGAGCGACGGGCAUUGAGGACCGGCUGCAGGACGGUGUGCCUGAAACCAUAGCUUCUCUGCGGAUGGCCGGCCUGCAGAUAUGGGUGCUGACGGGCGACAAACAAGAGACGGCCGUCAACAUUGCGUACGCCUGCAAGCUGCUGGACCCUGAGGAGGAGAUCCUGACACUGAAUGCUGAUUCUCAGGAGGCAUGUGCGUUGCUGCUGGAGGAGAGUUUACACUACAUCCAAGCCAAAUUCCUCUGCAGCUCCACAGACCAAGCCACCAAGGCCUUCCACAGUAACUUUGCACCCUUUGAGAUCUAUCCGUCCUCAUCUCCAUCCUCAUCCUCCCACACCACUCCCUUCACAGUGCACCAACUGGGCCUGGUCAUUGAUGGGCGGACCUUGGCCUAUGCCCUGGAUAAGAGUUUGGAGGAUAAGUUUCUGGCUGUGGCACGGAGCUGCCGCUCAGUGCUUUGCUGCCGCUCCACGCCGCUGCAGAAGAGCAUGGUGGUCAAACUGGUGCGGAACAAGCUGAAAGUCAUGACUCUGGCCAUAGGUGACGGGGCCAACGAUGUCAGCAUGAUCCAGGUAGCGGACGUGGGCGUGGGCAUCUCUGGACAGGAGGGCAUGCAGGCGGUGAUGGCGAGUGACUUUGCCCUCCCGCGUUUCCGCUAUCUCCAGAAGCUCUUGCUGGUCCACGGACACUGGUGCUACUCCCGCCUGGCCAACAUGAUUCUAUAUUUCUUCUACAAGAAUGCUAUGUUUGUAGCGCUCAUCUUCUGGUAUCAGUUCUACUGCGGUUUCUCAGGUUCAGCCAUGAUUGACCAGUGGUAUCUUAUCUUCUUCAACCUGAUGUUCUCCGCCUUCCCACAACUCAUCACUGGCACUCUGGACAAGGACGUGUCAGCAGAGACUCUCCAACAACUACCUCAGCUGUAUGUGAACGGCCAAAACUCAGAGGAAUACAAGCCAUAUAUGUUCUGGAUGAACAUGAUCGAUGCCUUCUACCAAAGUCUGGUCUGCUUCUUCAUUCCUUACUUUGCCUAUGCUGACUCUGACGUGGAUCUGUUUACAUGGGGAACGCCAAUCACCACCCUCGCUUUAUUCACAAUUCUGGUGCAUUUGGGCAUUGAGACCAAAACCUGGACCUGGAUGAACUGGCUGUCCAUCGCCUUCAGCAUAGCUUUGUUCUUCACCGUGGCUCUGUGCUACAACGCCUCCUGUCCCACCUGCUACACCCCCUCUAACCCCUACUGGACCAUGCAGAGGCUGCUGCAGGACCCCCUCUUCUACCUGCUCUGUGUCAUCACACCUGGAGCAGCGCUGCUGCCCAGAUAUUUCUACAGGGCGUGUCAAGGCACGCUGUUUCCCAGCCCCGUCCAAGUUGGAAGACAGUUGGACAAACUCCCCACUGAAACUCGCCGGAACAUUCUGAGCCUCAGCAGGUUCAAGGUGGGGUCAGCGCUCAGCCCCAAGCCUCCCUUCCUGUCCCUCAGCAAGUCUUCUCCUAAAGGUUGCAAUAAAAAAGACCCGAGGAGGUUCCCCAGCUCCGAGACAUCACAGGGGCCCGCUUUACAGGGCCGGAGAAGCCCGCUGCCGCCCGCAGACGGCAAUAAGGGCCCUUCAGAUCUCUACACUAUAGUUCCUACAGAAAAAGACCCUCUUCCUUACCCCAAAGACGAGCCACAGCCUUCUUCCACCACAGACUCGGAGUGCCUGGAUAAGACUUUAGAGGCGUCAGAUGGGAGUCUGUCUCGCUGGAUCACCUCCACGCCUCUGCUCUCUCAGACAGGCAGCAUUCAGCUGGACCUGCCCCCCGCCGGAGACUCCCGGUGCGUCAAAUACACCAGGAUCUCAGACCAGAGACUACAGUCGGACCACAGCGUUCGUCCAGCACAGAGGACAGAGCAGGCGGAGGAACAGUCGCUGCACACCACUCUGUGAUGUCUCCCAGUCUGAACUAGCUUACUCAAACAACAAUUUGCACGAUAGAUUUUU
Etheostoma cragini (Arkansas darter) is the source of this 4842-nucleotide messenger RNA. RefSeq names its product ATPase phospholipid transporting 10A (gene atp10a). Gene Ontology annotation, cellular component: plasma membrane. The record is from RefSeq and is a predicted model, not a curated record. Gene Ontology annotation, molecular function: ATP hydrolysis activity; ATPase-coupled intramembrane lipid carrier activity; ATP binding. The transcript has 21 exons. The coding region runs from base 319 to 4788 and encodes 1489 amino acids. Lineage: Eukaryota; Metazoa; Chordata; Actinopteri; Perciformes; Percidae. Gene Ontology annotation, biological process: phospholipid translocation.